Fusarium subglutinans is the source of this 768-nucleotide messenger RNA. RefSeq names its product monocarboxylate transporter. Gene Ontology annotation, biological process: transmembrane transport. Lineage: Eukaryota; Fungi; Ascomycota; Sordariomycetes; Hypocreales; Nectriaceae. The transcript is spliced from 2 exons. Gene Ontology annotation, molecular function: transmembrane transporter activity. Bases 1 to 768 code for a protein of 255 amino acids. The record is from RefSeq and is a predicted model, not a curated record. Gene Ontology annotation, cellular component: fungal-type vacuole membrane.
AUGUCUUCUGACAACUCAACUUCGGCAAAAGAAAAAGAGCCCGAAAAGGGGCUCUUCCGAUACUGGAAGCCAUCUACAACAAGCCAACCUCCUCCCGAUGGCGGGCUAACAGCAUGGCUUCAAGUCCUUGGUUCUUUUCUUAUCAACCUCAACAACUUCGGCUUAGCCAACAGCUUCGGCGUGUUCCAAACGUACUACGAAACGACACUUCUUCGAACACACUCCUCAUCUGCGAUAUCAUGGAUCGGUACCCUCCAAGUCUCCCUGAUCCUCAUCAUCAGUGUCAUCUCCGGUCCGCUCUUUGACCAAGGAUACUUCUAUCCCAUCCUCGUCACCUCGAGUCUCAUGCUCACCUUUGCACUUAUGAUGCUGAGCUUAUCGACACAAUAUUAUCAAGUCAUGCUGACGUGGGGUGUUCUUGGAGGCAUAUGUACUGGGCUGUUGUACAUCCCGAGCGUUGCUAUGAUUCCCCUCUACUUCACGACGCGCCGCGGUCUGGCACUUGGAUGUGCGACGGCGGGAGGCUCUUUUGGUGUCUAUGGCGCGGCAGGGUUUGGAGCAUUGAUCGGGCCUCCCAUUGCGCUGGCAGCUGACGAAGCCCACGGUGGUCGACAAAACCGUGCAUUUCUGGGUGCGCAGAUUUGGAAUGGCGUGACCAUUCUGUUUGCGUCGGGUCUUUGCGUGUAUCCUCUUUGGGAGGCUAGGAAAAGACGACAUAUGAAGGAGAUGGCGGAUGCUAAGGCAAACCAGGGUAGUAACAGUGCUUAG